AUACAAUCAGUGACAAAGACUCAGAGAAGAAGACCUCAAUGGACUCCUCCUGCAGCGUUGAACCCAUCCAGACAGACCUGAAGAUGAACAUUCAGAAAAUUCUAGAAAAAUCCUUGUCACAAUCCUUGGAAUGCAGAGUCGUGACCGUGAACGGGACCCUGGAGGACUCAGCCCUUUCUUCAAGGGUCAAAAAGCCAAGUGUCCCUUGUUUCACCGCUCACCCCGUGGUAGAAGGAAACAGCCACACGGAGAGCAUGGUUCCCCUCUUCUCUUUCCUAGAAGGACCAGACUACAGAGCAGAGUUCGGUGUUCUUUACGGACUGGCCUCAGACGCCAUCGUCAAGUCCACCUUCUCAGGUCACUCUGAUGAGGACGAGCUGGUUGCCUUCCUAGGCGCUGCAAGGGAAACAGCCAGGAAGAAGAGACUGUUUUGGUCUCAGACUCGUUUGUGUUUCCUGUUGGGUAAGCUCUGUGCUGGGAGGUCAAAGUUCAGCCAGGCCAGGGUUUAUUUAGAGGAAGCCCUCAGUGUGCCAGGGAAAGGUUUCACGGACCUAAGGCUACUGGCAAGCAUCUAUUCCAACCUGGCAGCCAUUUAUCUCUUACAGAACAACUCGCAGAGCUUCUUCGCUGUGAUGGAGAGACUUGUAGCUCUGCUGUUAGGAGUCCCAGACUGUUUGGAAAGCUUACAGGACGACUUUGCCCUGAAAUACAUGCUAAAGAAGGCCGUUCUCUCUCACAAUACCAAGGCAGAGGCACGGGCGGCUUAUCUUUUGGCAAAACACCACUGGACUCACUCCGAUGGGGCUCAGGUGAUCCCUUACCUGGAGAGACUUCUGGUUCUUGGUGCUGAGGCACAGAAAACGUGGAGUAUCUCUCCUAGUCAUGGAUUUCUGACCCUGGGGAGGCUCUACAGCCAGAUGGGACUGCCACACCUCUCUGUUUGCUCAGCCAGGAGAGCGUGUAUGCAGCCAUCCUCUCUGCUCACUGACUGUCUGAGCAGCAUGCUGCUGGCUUUAGACAACAUCUCCAGACUACGUGAGACCACGGAACAGGAAACUUCCAUCCCAGCUCAGAUGGCUCCAUAUCUACACCGAGCCCUCACAUCAACCACAGACCUUCAACCAGGCAGCAAGCAGCACCGCGCCCUCACCCAUCAGCUCACUGUUUGUCUAUGUCAGCUCUUCUGCAAGCACCGGAUGGUCGGACACGCCAUCAGUCACAUGCACAACAUCGUCAACAAACAGCAGCUCCCUGCCUCAGUCCCAGAGAGAAAUAGUGCCCUCAUCUGGUUAGCAUGGCUCCACAUCAACAACAACCAGCCGCAGGUGGCUCUGGAGAUCCUUGAAUCCCUGCUGGACUCGAUGCCAGAGCACUGCACCACCCCUCAGGAAGGUGUGGUCAUGAACAUGCGAGGUGUGGCACUGGGAUGUAUGGGUGACCUCCAGAGGGCAGCAGAGAGCUACAAGGCUGCUGUGGACACCUGUCAGGAGUAUGAGGACAUGGCGAACUGGGCUGUGGCUCAGGCUAACCUCGGGCUGCUGAGUCUGAGGGCCGGAUCUAAAAGUCUGGCUCAGACUCACCUGUUGGAGGCCGUACAGCUCUUCUCUGAGCUCCAGGAUGAAGACCACGCGGAGAACUUCAUUGCUGUACUGCUGGAGCUGGGGCAGCUCUACGUCGCCCAGCAGCAGGUGGAUUAUGGGAAAGGAUGCUACGAGUGGGCUCUCCUGCUAGCCAUCAACACUAACCUGUUGGACUGUCAGCUGGCUGCCACCUCAAAGCUGAUCCAUCUCUAUGGCUCGAAGAGUCCUGACCAGGUCCAGGGUCUGGUCUACAGUCAACACAUGGUCCACCUGCUGAGACGCAGGGGGGACAGAGGACAGGAAGGAGGCGCUCUGGAGGCGGUGAGCAGACUGUACCUGAGCCUAGGAACUCACAGGGCCUACAGGGCGGCUCUGGACCACACCAAGACCAGUCUGGGUAUUUUCAUUGACCUGGGCUGCAGAGAGAAGGAGGCACUGGGCUGGCUUCAGGCCGGGAACAUCUACCACCUACUGGAGCAGACUGAGCUGGUGGACCUGUAUGUUCAGGUGGCGCAGGAUGUCGCUCUGAGUACUGGAGACACCAAGUUCAUCCUGAAACUUCUAGAAGCUGCCGGAGACAUUUUCUUCAACAGCAGACGAGACCGAGACAAGGCCAUCCCCUUCUAUAGAGACCGAGCUCUGCCCAUCGCUGUAAAGAGCAGCAGCGUGUCGUGCCGACUGCGUCUGUGUAACAAGCUGACUGAGCUGAUGCUUGGUCUGGAGAUGUUUGCAGACGCCCUGGAGUUCGCUCAGAUGGCCCUCGACAUCAGCAUCACUCUGGGUGACUGCCUGAACGAGCGUGUGGCGUACCACCGCCUGGCAUCCCUCUACCACAGGCUGGACCAGUUUGAACUGGCUGAGCACCACUACCUGAAGACCCUGACCCUGUGUCCUACACCCCUGCUGUUUGAUGAGGAAACCCUGUACUAUGUAAGGGUGUACCAGACACUGGGAGACAUCAUCUUCUAUGACCUGAAGGACCCCUUUGACGCUGCAGGCUACUACCACCUGGCUCUGGCUGCAGCCAUGGACCUGGGGAACAAACGCUUCCAGCUGCAGCUGUGCACACGCCUCGCCACCAUCUACCACAACUUCCUGGUCGACCGUGAGCUCUCUCUCUUCUUCUACCAGAAGGCCCGAGCGUUCGCCGCAGAGCUGAACGUCAGGAGGGUGAACAUCUCUCCAGAUCAGACACAGAGCAGCUCAGUGGUAAAAAUCGCCAUGCAGUGAGAGGAAACGCCACGAGAAGAACAAAGGGAGAGAGCUGUAUUCUUCUUUGGUACUAAAAUAAGGUUUUAAUUCUUGAAGGAAAGUCUGAAAAAACUUUAUUGGAUGGAAUUUAACUGCUGAUCAUCUCUGUUGAAAAUGGAGGCGUCGAAGGACUUUUAGAAAGUGCAGUUAAUCACAGUUUUGGUCAUUAAUCACAGUGAUUGCUUUUUAAUUGCACUUUGCUGCUCUGAUACUAUGGUGCACCUAUGAUGAACAUGGAGCUGAUGUGGCUGGACGUUAACUGCAUGUCUGUAAACACGUUUAACCCUGACAGCUGAGACCAACCUCUGCUGUUCACUCAGGUCUGUUCAUCAAUAAAAACAGGCCUUACAGAUGUCUGAUAGAUGUCACUGACUGUUCUUCUCUAGAUGCUUCCAUGAUUAGCCUGCUCCACUUUGUCAGACAGGUUCUACCUAAGCCACGGAUGGCAAACUCAAGGCCCGGGGGACAAAUGCGGCCUGCGGUGCAGUUUUACCCGGUCCACAAGAUCAUAUCUGAAUUAGCACUGGCCUGCUGCUAUGAGGUCUGCAGAUUUCAUCCAGUAAAACAAUGUAAACUUUACCUCAAAGACUGAAGAAAGCCUUGUUCAUUUCUAAAAACCUGAAAAAGUAGAG
Messenger RNA from Cheilinus undulatus (humphead wrasse), 3463 nucleotides. Its product is annotated as SH3 domain and tetratricopeptide repeat-containing protein 1-like. The record is from RefSeq and is a predicted model, not a curated record. Lineage: Eukaryota; Metazoa; Chordata; Actinopteri; Labriformes; Labridae. The annotation marks the transcript as partial. The transcript has 10 exons. Gene Ontology annotation, molecular function: protein binding.